AUGGCAUUUUCUCAAGGUAAAAGAUUGAGACCUGGGCUCGACAAUGGAGAUUCCGCCCGAAACGGCCCUAAAAAUUCAGGAACUCCGGUCGAAGUUCCGCGCAUUAAGCCUGGGGAAGAUAUGAGAUCAUUUUCUGCCCGAGUGGACACCGCAUUGCCAGUAGCUGGCCUUACAAAGAAGACAAAGACCAAGGACGGCAAAGAUUCACUUGGCAUCAAGGUACAACGCACACGCAAGGAGCGGAAGAUGCACAAGCUCUACGAUCAGUGGCGGGCCGAGGAACGCAAAAUACAAGAGCAGAAAGAGGAAGAACGCGAGUUGGCAGCAGAAAGAGAAUUAGAAAAUGACUACGAUGACUUGUUUACUGACAGCGCUUGGACGGAGGCCGGCGAGGAAACGGGCAAUAAGAAGUCUCGGAAAAGAAAGGGCAAGGGACGAGAGGAAGAUCCUUGGAUAGAGUUGGUUCGUAAGAGGGGCGAGGCCAGGAUUGGUCUUCAUGAUGUCGCCCAAGCACCGCCAGAGCUCCAUCACAAAAAGACGAGAAAACAACUCGAAGUAGGAGGCGCGACUGUUGAUGUUGACAGUAUCCCCAAGUCUGCGGGAAGCCUGCGAAGACGAGAGGAGCUCCAGACAGCCAGGGAUGACGUGGUAGAGGCGUAUAGGAAGAUAAGGGAACAUGAACAGGCCAAGCUUGAUGCCCAGCGAGGGAAAUCUAAGAGAUAG
This is a messenger RNA of Metarhizium acridum CQMa 102, 723 nucleotides long. RefSeq lists its product as uncharacterized. The record is from RefSeq and is a predicted model, not a curated record. NCBI's taxonomy places the organism in Eukaryota, Fungi, Ascomycota, Sordariomycetes, Hypocreales, Clavicipitaceae.